Ochotona curzoniae (black-lipped pika) is the source of this 1944-nucleotide messenger RNA. It is a transcript of the gene CRTAC1, whose product is annotated as cartilage acidic protein 1. NCBI's taxonomy places the organism in Eukaryota, Metazoa, Chordata, Mammalia, Lagomorpha, Ochotonidae. The coding region runs from base 1 to 1923 and encodes 640 amino acids. Gene Ontology annotation, biological process: axonal fasciculation. Gene Ontology annotation, molecular function: calcium ion binding. The record is from RefSeq and is a predicted model, not a curated record. The transcript is spliced from 15 exons.
AUGGCUGCAAUGCCGCAGAUGUCACUGUGCCUGCUGCUGCUGUGGUUUCUGCCCCUGACCGAGGGGUCGCAGCGGGCUGAACCCAUGUUCACUGCGGUCACCAACUCCAUCCUGCCCCCUGACUAUGACAGCAACCCCACCCAGCUCAACUACGGCGUGGCAGUGACCGACGUGGACCACGACGGGGAUUUCGAGAUCGUUGUGGCAGGGUACAAUGGCCCCAACCUGGUUCUGAAGUAUGACCGGCCUCAGAAGCGGCUGGUGAACAUCGCCGUGGAUGAGCGCAGCUCGCCCUACUAUGCAUUGCGGGACCGCCAGGGAAACGCCAUUGGGGUCACAGCCUGUGACAUCGAUGGGGACGGCCGUGAGGAGAUCUACUUCCUCAACACCAACAACGCCUUCUCAGGAGUGGCCACAUACACAGACAAGCUGUUCAAGUUCCGUAACAACCGCUGGGAAGAUAUCCUGAGUGAUGAGGUCAACGUGGCGCGUGGCGUGGCCAACCUCUUUGCGGGGCGCUCUGUGGCUUGUGUGGACAGGACGGGCUCUGGACGCUACGCCAUCUACAUCGCCAACUAUGCCCAUGGUAAUGUGGGGCCAGAUGCACUCAUUGAGAUGGACCCCGAGGCCAGCGACCUGUCCCGGGGCAUCUUGGCACUCAGAGAUGUGGCUGCCGAAGCCGGAGUCAGCAAGUACACAGGUGGCCGAGGGGUCAGCGUGGGCCCCAUCCUUAGCAGCAGUGCCUCGGAUAUCUUCUGCGACAAUGAGAACGGGCCCAACUUCCUCUUCCACAACCAAGGCAAUGGUACUUUUGUGGAUGCUGCAGCCAGUGCUGGGGUGGACGACCCCCUCCAGCAUGGCAGAGGUGUUGCCCUCGCUGACUUCAACCGGGAUGGCAAAGUGGACAUUGUCUACGGCAACUGGAAUGGUCCCCAUCGCCUCUACCUGCAGAUGAGUGCCCACGGGAAGGUCCACUUUCGGGACAUAGCCUCGUCAAAGUUCUCCUCGCCAUCUCCUGUCCGUACCGUCAUCGCUGCCGACUUUGACAAUGACCAGGAGCUGGAGAUCUUUUUCAACAACAUUGCCUCCCGCACCUCCUCAGCCAACCGCCUCUUCCGGGUCAUCCGCAGGGAGCACGGAGACCCCCUCAUCGAGGAGCUCAACCCUGGUGAUGCCCUGGAGCCCGAGGGCCGGGGCACAGGGGGCGUGGUGACCGACUUUGACCAGGACGGAAUGCUCGACCUCAUCCUGUCCCACGGGGAAUCCAUGGCCCAGCCACUGUCCGUGUUCCGGGGAAAUCAGGGCUUCAGCAACAACUGGUUGCGAGUGGUGCCCCGAACCCGGUUUGGGGCCUUUGCCCGGGGUGCCAAGGUCGUACUCUACACCAAGAAGAGUGGGGCCCACCUGAGGAUCAUCGAUGGGGGCUCAGGCUACCUGUGCGAGAUGGAGCCCGUGGCUCACUUCGGCCUAGGGAAAGAUGAAGCAAGCAGCGUGGAGGUGACGUGGCCAGAUGGCAAGAUGGCCAGCCGCAGCGUGGCCAGUGGGGAGAUGAACUCCGUUCUGGAGAUCCUGUAUCCCAGAGAUGAGGACGUGCUUCGGGACCCAGACCCCCUGGAGUGCGGCCAAGGAUUCUCUCAGCAGGAAAGCGGCCAUUGCAUGGACACCAACGAAUGCAUCCAGUUCCCCUUCGUGUGUCCCCGUGACAAGCCCGUGUGUGUCAACACCUAUGGGAGCUACAGGUGCCGGACAAACAAGAGGUGCAAUCGGGGCUAUGAGCCCAACGAGGACGGCACGGCCUGUGUGGCACAAGUGGCCUUUUUAGGUGGGUUUUCCUCGGCAGCCUUUAGAAUCUCGGGGCCUCUAUCCCGGGCCUCCUAUCUGGUUCUAGGCCUUGGACUUUGCCUUCAGUUCUAUGCACUUUAAAUCCUAUCAAUAAAGGAAAAA